This is a messenger RNA of Hippocampus comes (tiger tail seahorse), 3913 nucleotides long. RefSeq names its product putative homeodomain transcription factor 1 (gene phtf1). Gene Ontology annotation, cellular component: endoplasmic reticulum. The record is from RefSeq and is a predicted model, not a curated record. The transcript has 17 exons. The coding region runs from base 475 to 2514 and encodes 679 amino acids. Lineage: Eukaryota; Metazoa; Chordata; Actinopteri; Syngnathiformes; Syngnathidae.
ACAUAUCCGCUGUGGUUUUCGGGGGUAGUUUGGUCGAUCACCACUUUUGCCUUAAAAACAAACUUCAGGAAAAAGUACAGGCAACACAAUCCCGGAAAAGGAGAGCGAAAGAUUAGCAUUGUUGUGAAAGGAGAAGGACGGUACGGAAGGUAGAAAAUUAGUCGAUUAUGGCUCUUUUCUAAAAUGGGUACGCUUUUUAAUUACAUUAUUUUGGUCAUCGUUCAUGUGCAGGGCGUUAAAGGCAAGUCCAAAUACCUUUCAGUACAACCCUGGAGCACUGGAAAGAUGGAAAUGUCUGAAUAACUAUUAAAAACCAAAGAGCAAUAACAAUCUAUCCUGUAAUGAUUACCUAGGGUCUUCCAAAAAUGUGCCAACUCUGCCGUUAUGAUCAGUAGUGUUUUCCUGCCCUCAGCUCGCCUGUGUUCUCUAUGAAAUGAGCUGACUCUGGAUCAGUGCUUCCAGCAACAAAACACAAUGGCCAGAAUAUCCUGGUAUCAAGAGAAGAUUGGAGCCUAUGAUCAACAAGUCUGGGAGAAGUCUUUGGAGCAGACAGAUUUAAAUGAUUUGGACAGUAAACCCAGAAAGACCGGCCACAUCAAGUCAGACCUCAUCGAUGUUGACUUGGUCCGAGGGUCCACAUUCAGCAAAGCGAAACCACAGAGUCCCUGGACGGCAUUGACUCGCAAGGGUUUGGUCCGUGUGCUGCUGCUUCCUUUCUUCUUCCCAUGGUGGAUCCAGGUCACCUCCAAGACCAUCUCCUCAUGCAUUCUGCUACUCUACUUUAUGCAAGUGGCCGCCGUGGCACUCUAUGUGGAAGUCCCUGGAGCAAGUGCCAGUGAGGCGUUCGGGCCCUUAUGUCUCAUGCUGCUCCUGGGGACCGUGCACUGCCAGAUUGUGUCUACCGAGUGCAGCCGCUCGCCCUCGGGUGGUCCUGCCACCAGCAACAUCAACAAUGGCAGCAUUCCGGCCCGUAGGAGGAGGCCCAGGAAGAGCAGGUGCCCAAAGAAGUUGGAUGAGAAGAAUGAGAGCGAGGAGAAGGAGCUGCAAGUCUCAUCGCAGUUUGAGGAAGUCCAGCGACCAAAGAGAAUGAGCAAAAGAAAUUCUGGCUUCGGCGCGUCGGACGAGCUCUCGAGUGAGGAAGAAGAGGGCGUGCAACCGGUGGAUGUGAUUCCCUCCGGUCCCUGGCUGCCAUCUGCACCGCCAUCUUCUGUGCGCUCCAGAAAUUCCAGCAGCAAAGCUGCAGUCAGGCCUCAGGAAGGAGCUGCGGCCUUCAUGGCCAAGCCCCGGGAAGUGGAGCGUCUGCGACUCAGUGUGGGCUCCCGGCCGGCAUCCGACACAGACGACACCAUGUGGGAGGAACUCCUCCAGGACCCCGACACCGCCUCCACAGGGAGCAGUGACAGUGAGGACAACGGGAGGUUCGCAGGCGGCUUUGCACUGCAGCAGACCACCACGCUGAGUAGCGAUGACGAGAGUCUACAGCAAGGCAUUGCAGGGCACCAGCUGUCCUGGCUCCAAGCAUGCCAUCCUUCCAGGGACCGAGUCAGCGCCAUUAUAUGGGAGCAGGGAGAGUGUAAGAAAGCUGACAUGUCCGUGCUGGAGAUCAGCGGGAUCAUUCUCUCUCGGGUGAAGCUUGCAGAGCAAGGUGUGGGCUACCUGGUCUUUGGCGGGCUAGUGACAGCCACACUGGCACUCCUGCCCUUUGCCUUCCGCCUGGUACAGCAUCUGGACGUGUCCAACCUCAGCUCAUCGUCGGCGGCCGAGCUCCUGGAGAUUGCCUUUAACCCGGCGAACGCACACGCCUACGCCUUCUUCUUCAUCACCACCGUGCUCAGGGUUUGCCUCACGGGGCUCUUCUUCUUCAUGAUGUGCGUGGCUGAGAGGACCUACAAGCAGAGACUUUUAUUCGCCAAGCACUUCAGCCACCUGACAUCUGCUCGCAAAGCCAAGAAGUCGGAGAUCCCUCAUUUCCGGCUGAAGAAGGUGAAGAACAUCAAGAUGUGGCUGUCCCUUCGCUCCUUCCUAAGGAGGCGAGGGCCGCAGCGCUCCGUCGAUGUCAUCGUGUCCACCAUCUUCCUCCUCGCCCUCUCCAUCUCAUUCAUCAUCUGUGCACAGCUUUUGCAGAGCCAUAAGACCUUCCUGGACUCGCUGACCAACUGGGAACUGAUGCUGUGGGCCUCGUCGCUCGUCCUCUUCCUGCUUAGGCUCGCCACACUGGGUUCCGAGACCAACUGCAAGUAUAGCAACUCCUCAGUGCUGCUCACUGAACAGAUCAAUCUGUAUCUGAAGAUAGAGAAAAAACCUAACAAGAAAGAGGAGCUUAACAUCGUGAACAACGUCUUGAAACUGGCCACCAAACUGAUGAAGGAGCUGGACACACCAUUCGGCCUUCUCGGCCUGACCGUCAAUCCACUCAUCUACAACAUCACUAGGGUGGUCAUCUUGUCGGCAGUGUCCGCCGUGGUCAGCGACCUGCUGGGUUUCAACAUCAGACUGUGGAAAAUCAAACCUUAAUGUGAAAUGCAGCAAAAGGCCUUCUCGGCAUUUAAAGCGGAAACAGACCCGCCUUCUAACCACACGUGCAAAACUACUGACCCCCACAUGACGGCUCACGACAAUUUUGGAUUCCGUUUAAUGUGGUUUAACAUAGCCGGGAAAGUGAAAUACUGUAUUGUCACCUGUGGUAUAAUGUGUGCCAUAUGAUGGCAGUAAUUUAACACAAGGUGAGCAUCCUAAGGGUUUUUUUUUUCUUAUUUAUUUCAGCUGUAUGUAUGUAUGUCUUAAUAGACUAUGACCUCUAUCUGCCUUCUCCAUUGAGGACCACUGUCAUGAAAUUAACUAUGCAAGUUGGGAUUUUUUAAAAAUCUCUUAUGUUCCUUUCUUAGCAAUACCAAUACAGUAAUGUUGAAUUAAUCCAUUCAUUUUCUAUAGCGCUUGUCAUCAAUAUAGUCACAAGGAAGCUGGAGCCAGCUGACUGUUGGUAAGAGAAGUGGGUUAAAGUCUGGACUGGUCACCAGUCAAGGCACAUAAAGAAAAACAAGGAUUCACAUUCACAAAGGAAAAUUUAGAAUCUUCAGUGAACUUAAAAUGCGUGUUUCGUGAUUGUGGGAGAAAGCCAAAGAAAACUACAAGGAAAAUUAUUUUGACAAUUUUAAAAAGGGAACAAAAGCCCAGUAGAGCGAUUCUACAGUAAAAAAAAAACGUUUUUUCCAUCUUAUCAAACUUUAACCCAUCUUUAAUGUUGAGGGCCAGAAGUUUUUGAAACACUAAAAUAUUUAUAUAAAAUUUUAUUUUUAGUCAUUUUUCAAAUACAUUGAAAUGUAAAAUGUUGCGUGUGCAGUCACCGUUGAUGAAGUGGUUCACUCACUUGGCGUCUGUGUAGGCAGCAUGGGUUUAGUUCCUACUCAGUGACACUUUGAAUGGUUGUCUGUCUCUCUUGUGCCUUUUGAUUGACUAGCGACCAAUCCAGGGUGUAAUCUGUUUCCAGAUGUCAGCGAGGGUAGGUUUUAGCUCGAUAUGACCCUGAACACGAUAAAUGAGCGAUAUAGAAAAUGAAUGGAAAGUGUUAUGAAAACUCAUUGAUUUUUUGGUGGGAUUUUCCAAUAUUCACAAAAUGCGUUAGUAUGAUUUCUUUCUUAAAUAUUAAACUUGCACCGGGUCACAGUGACAUUUCUGGUGUAGCAAAGAAAGUAACAUAAGAGGAGGGUUAAUGCAUGUUGGGGAACCACUCCAGUUGUUGUUGUUGUUGUUUUUUUAAUUGAAACUCCAAAUAAAAUGUAAGAAAUAAAAAUGAUGCAACCAUGUUAAGGAUUUUAUAUUAGGAGAGUUUAUGCACUUUUUUAGAAUGGUGGGGAGGGUUAUCCCUGUUUUGAUAAUAAUGAUCAAUCGAAUAAAAUGUUUCAACUCCACUGGU